Messenger RNA from Pochonia chlamydosporia 170, 1878 nucleotides. RefSeq lists its product as hypothetical. NCBI's taxonomy places the organism in Eukaryota, Fungi, Ascomycota, Sordariomycetes, Hypocreales, Clavicipitaceae. Bases 1 to 1878 code for a protein of 625 amino acids. The transcript is spliced from 4 exons. The record is from RefSeq and is a predicted model, not a curated record.
AUGGAUGGAUUUGGUGUACGGUGGGCGGAACCACCUCCGGCCGAAUUAUGGUCCAGGAUACCGCAAGUCAAGUCUCCCACGGACGGAGGAUUUGAUUUCCAAGGGAACAGUUCCUCUGCGUUUAUCAAUGAGUUGAGAUUUGCUGCUUCAAAAUCGGUGCGGACAUCUUUUGUUAUUUUGGCAAGUUUCAAUGCGUUAGCGGGUGCGACGACUGCAGCGGGUAUUUAUUGGGAUUGUUACAUGAGUUUGAAGAGAAAGGACCCAGACUUGCGGCUGAAAUCUUCGUUUUGGAGGAUAAUUGGCCCUGCUGAAAUCUUCCCAUUUGCGUUGUCAGUGGGUAUUGUGGUGCAAGGGAUCAUAUUCGCAGCCAUUCAAUCAUUUGGUUUGCAAGGCCUUUUGAUUCUAGGUUGUGAGCCUCUUUCACAAGUCAUGCUGCCAGCUUUCUUCAUUGUACCGUUCAUACAAUUCACGUUUGGACUCGAGGCAGCAGUCCAAGCCGUUCGCCUGUACCAUCCAUUCUCACCACGCCACAAAUGGAGUAUCCCUGCCUGUCUGGCUCUUACAACAGUUGGCCUGAUUGCGGCGUACGUGCUGACUCGAUUUGUGCUACCGGCCAACUUUUGCUUCGCCUCUCUCGUCUUCUUUCUCCGCAGAUGGGGACUCGGCUGCUUUGGUAUCAUUGUUGGAAUCGCAGCCACUUUGCUCAUGGGAAGUGCCACCGCAUUCUACCGAUUAUAUCAAAUCUCAGGUAUCGCUGAGCAGCAGAGAAUAACCGCAACUUGGAUGGCGUGGUUCAUGGCUAUGGGCGCACUGAUGCUGUCCAUCAUGGCACCCUUCUUUUAUGUCGUAGCCACAGACGAGUCCCCCAAUGCUACAACUGUCCAGUCGCAAUUCUCCAUGGCUACGGUUGUGGUGGCCAAUCUGACAGGACUCAUGACUGGGGGAAUGUACGUGCUCCUGCGGUCAAGUAGAAUUGGCAAGAUUGGUCCCAAGGGCUACUACGAAUUUGACUCGCGACGGUCCGUCAGGCGUCCCAAGACGACCGUUCCUCAUAGCUUCAUCUUCACAAGACAAAUGGAGCAGCCUGUGCCACCGCCUGCACAGCUACCUCAGCGUCGAGCCAGCAGCUUCUACACUGCACAAGACGUGGAACUUGGAGUCGGUGCCGCCAACGCCAUGCCCCUGAACGAAGCACAAAAGACGGACGCUCUACCUGACGCUUCCACAGUUGGUGUUGCAACAACCACUCUUGGCCCGGUUCCGUCGCAGGAGCCACUGCCACGGAAGAGCUCUGCAUACAACCUCUUCCCCCGAGACACGGCGCCGGAUCCCAAGUCCAUGUACCUCCUCCCCGCCACAGCCUACAUGCCUGCAAACAACGACAAGGCCCUCAACCCCUUUGCCGACGAGCUACCUGCCCCUCCUACCAUCCGCUUCUCGGGUAGCAGACACAACCGAGACUCAUCGCUUGGGUCAUCCGCCACCGUCCCAAUCGGCAUACGAGUCUCCAACAUUAACGACAUGCCUCCCGGGCAGUCUUUCUACCAAGUUCCACCUCCUCCUCGAGCUACACGUCCAAGUCGACCCGUCUCAAGGGUCCCCGUUGCCGCAAUCCCCGACAGACUCAUCAUUCCAGACGACGAGGCCAAUCCCGAAAACAAGGACAAACAACUCCCCCCCGUACCCCUAGCUUUAAUGAAGAAGGAAGCCGAGAAGGAAGUCAAAGACGAUGAAAUCCGUCUCAGCCCCACCGUGUACAGUCCCAAAAGAACACCAAGCAAAGGAAAAGGCAAAGCUAGCAGUCCAACAGCACCACCCCCUGGUCCGCGACACUCGCCAGAGAGUUAUGGACGCGUCGAUGAAGCAGAGUGGAUUUAA